This is a messenger RNA of Arachis duranensis, 588 nucleotides long. RefSeq names its product glycine-rich cell wall structural protein 1. The record is from RefSeq and is a predicted model, not a curated record. The transcript has 2 exons. Bases 1 to 588 code for a protein of 195 amino acids. Lineage: Eukaryota; Viridiplantae; Streptophyta; Magnoliopsida; Fabales; Fabaceae.
AUGGCUAUGAUUCUUUCCCAUAAAAAAUGGCUUCUCACGAGUGUUCUUGUUCUUUGCAUUGUUCUACAUUUGAGUGCAAUUGUUCUUGGUGAUCAAAAGCUUCACAAAGAUAGGUUUGGAGACGAUGAUGAUUGUAGGUUUGGAAGAUGUAGGGGUGAUGGGUUUGGUCCUGGAGGGAGGUUUGGUGGUCGACGUGGUGGUUUUGGAAGAGAAAGAGGAGGUGGGUUUGGUGGUGGUGCAGGCGGGGGCUUUGGAGGUGGUGGUGGUCCUAGAGGAGGUCUUGGGGGUGGCGGGGGAUUUGGUGGUGGAGGAGGAGGCGGCAUUGGAGGUGGGGCAGGAGGAGGAGGAGGUGGUGGUGGAGGUGGAGGAGUAGGUGGAGGUUCCGGUCAUGGAGGAGGCUUUGGUGCAGGAGGUGGCGUAGGAAGUGGUGGUGGUUUGGGUGCAGGUGGCGGUGGAGGUCGCGGCGGAGGAGUUGGUGUGGGAAUUGGCAUUGGCAUUGGAGUUGGCGUUGGAGGUGGAGCUGGUGCUGGCCAAGGAGUGGGAGUUGGUUCUGGCAGCGGUGGAGGAGGCAGUGAAAGUAAACACUAA